Molecule: messenger RNA, 1383 nt
Organism: Naegleria gruberi
Lineage: Eukaryota; Heterolobosea; Eutetramitea; Acrasida; Naegleriidae
Exons: 3
Coding region: 1-1383 (460 amino acids)
Molecular function (GO): acid phosphatase activity; metal ion binding
Source: RefSeq, a predicted model, not a curated record
AUGGCUAGCCAUUAUGAUUUAUUUAGAGAAUUCAAGACUGUUAGAGGAUCUUCUUCGGAUUAUGGUGUCAAGUUUGUGCACUUGUCUUAUACGAUGAAUGCUAAUGAAAUGGUUGUGCAAUGGCAUACUUAUGGAUAUGAUGAAAAGAUUGGGAAGCCUAUGGUGUUAAUUGGAAGAUCUGCACAAGAAUUGAAUUCUGCUCCACAAUGGUUUGGAGUUGGUGCUCAAACAUCAACCUAUGGAGAUUCUAGUGUUACUGGAUUUGAUCAUGCUGUCUUGUUGACUAAUUUAACAUUUGAUACUACUUUUUAUUAUAAGGCAGGUUUUGGAAGUGUUGUAAAUGGAGCUCCACAACUUUCAGUUUCCUCUGAGGUUCAUUCAUUUACAACAAGAAGUGCUGAUCCAGAUGAAGUCACUGUUGUCAUGUUUGGAGAUAUGGGAGUAUUCUUUUGUUAUGAAAAUAUUGACAGAAUUACAGAGCUCUCAAAGAAACAUGCCAAUGAUGGCAACUUUUUCAUUUAUCAUGUUGGAGACAUUUCUUAUGCUGAUAGUUAUCCUGGCAUUAUGUAUCAAUAUGUUUGGAACAAAUUCUUUGAACAUUGGGAAGGAGUUCAUCCAAGUGUACCAUACAUGGUAACUGUUGGUAAUCAUGAACAUGCUCCAAGAAUGGGUCCAGAAAGACACGAAUAUGAAUUCAAUUUUACUGCCUACAAUCACAAAUUCUACAUGCCAUUGAGAAAUAAUACUGACUAUGGUCAUAAUAUGUGGUAUCACUUUGACUUUGGUCCAAUUCGUUGGGUAGCAUUCGAUUCUGAAACCAACUAUCCAAAUUGCCCAUAUGAUCCAGUUUUCAAGGGUGAUCACGUUGGCUAUGUGAGAAAUGCCUUACAAACUGUCAAUAGAGAUGAAACUCCACUCAUGCUCACUGUUGGACAUAGACCAUUGUAUUGUACAGAAAAGGAAUUCUCUGAUGCCAAUGGUAAUGUGGUUGGUAGUGCCAAGCAUUUGAAGGAUGUAUUUGAGCAAGAUUGGAAAGCCAAUAAGGUAGACAUGAUGGUAUGUGGUCAUGCUCAUGUCUAUGAAAGACAAUAUCCAAUUUAUAAUGGAACAAUUGAAACUAAGAAUCCAACCAAUUAUACUGACCUAUCUGAUCCAUUGUAUCUUAUUUCAGGAGCUGGUGGCUGUUUAGGUGGAUUGGACAAAGAUCAUGAUUUCAAUCGUGGUAUUCCAUGGAGUUUCAUGUCCUACAAUAAGGAAGAAGGUUUUGGAGUUUUGAAAGUGAAAAGAGACAAGAUUAAUAGAAGACAAGUUACUGUAAAUUGGCAAUUUUUCAAUGACAAGGGUGACCUCGUCGAUCAAUUUACAUUAACCAAGACUAAAUAG